Miscanthus lutarioriparius is the source of this 504-nucleotide messenger RNA. Lineage: Eukaryota; Viridiplantae; Streptophyta; Magnoliopsida; Poales; Poaceae. The record is from the annotation of a GenBank genome assembly.
AUGGCCACCAAAUCCCACAAGAACAAGAAGCCUACUACUGCCUCCAAGCCGUCUAUUAACCCCAAGUCCCCUUCCCCCGACAAGAAACCCAAGCCCCCGAAGCCCGCCGAGGAGCAGCCGGAGCAGGCGGCAGCGGUCAAGAAGCCGAAGAAGCAGAAGGUGAGGGACGAGAUCGACGAGAUCUUCAGCGCCGCGAAGGCGGGAAAGAAGCGGAAGCCGCCGCAGAGGGAGGAGGCCUUGGCCCAUGGGAACAGGAGGAAGAAGCCCAAGGAGAGGGCCGAGGGGGGCAGCAGCAGCAAGAAGAAGAGCAACAAGGCGCCGGGGAGUAAGGGCAAGGGUCGGGUGGCUGACGACGAGGAGGACGAGGAGGAGUUCGAGGAGAAGCGGCCGCGGCGGCGCACUGCGGACGGGCUCGCCAUAUACUCGGCCGAUGAGCUCGGGUUCGGCAAGGCCGAAGCCGGUGGCACCCCGCUGUGUCCCUUCGACUGCGACUGCUGCUUCUGA